Mytilus californianus (California mussel) is the source of this 3107-nucleotide messenger RNA. RefSeq names its product slit homolog 2 protein-like. Gene Ontology annotation, molecular function: protein binding. Bases 139 to 2166 code for a protein of 675 amino acids. The record is from RefSeq and is a predicted model, not a curated record. The transcript is spliced from 2 exons. Gene Ontology annotation, cellular component: extracellular matrix. Lineage: Eukaryota; Metazoa; Mollusca; Bivalvia; Mytilida; Mytilidae.
ACAUUAUUAUGUUUACACGACCACGUUCCACCCACAUCUCCCUCAGAAUCAGAUGUGAGUCAUAUGACAUAGCUUACAGUCCCACUACAUCUACUAUGUGAACCAAGGAUUUAUAUCUCUAUAUUAACAGAUGACAGGAUGAUUUUGAAAGCUGUACUUCUGCUGGUUGUGUUGCCAUUGGCAACCUUUGGUCAGACAUGUCCAGCUGAGUGUACCUCAUGUGAUAGUGGUAUAGCUAAUUGUCUUGGUACUGGAAUUAGGGACAUCCCUAGAAAUUUCCCAAAUACUGUCACUACUAUGGACCUCUCCAGUAAUCAAUUAACGGAACUUUCCAGUAGUAGUUUCCAGGAACUAACGUCACUUCAGACCCUUCGUAUGUCUGGUAACGGCAUCAGUGAAGUUUUGGACCGGUCCUUCAAAAGUCUGCCUUCCCUAAUGAGUAUAGACUUAUCUAACAAUCCUAUAGUCUUUAUUCAAGAUAAAGCCUUCGACGGACUCGCACAUCUACGUUUGUUAUCUAUUACCAGCACAAGAAUCUCAAGGAUUGGAAGGUCCCUUAAUGGUCUUGAUUCACUACAUACAAUUAACAUGGUAUCCAAUCAAAUAGAGUCACUUGAAGAUGAAAAUUUUGAACUGAGCACCAACUUAAGGAUGAUUGAUCUUAGCCAAAAUCAGAUCACAAGAAUUUCACCAAAGACUUUUGCCAAUCUGAAAUUGUUGAGAUAUCUGAGUUUGAGCUCAAAUCCCAUUGUACGUGUUCCUGAAUUACAAUUUGGAUCUAAUAUUUUACAACUUGUUGAUUUUACAAAUUGUCUAUUAGAAGAUGUCCCAGGGAAAAUGCCAGCAUCUGUAGCAGACUUCCGCUUGGGAAAUAACAAACUGACAGAAAUAAAAGCAGAACAUUUUGAAAACAUCACUAACUUACAUUUGAUAACAUUAAACAAUAACCAAAUAACCAAAGUGGACGACAAGGCUUUUGGGUAUUUAGACAGACUGAUGGAAAUAUGGCUUAGUAAUAACCAACUAAAGUCCAUUCCAAGACUUCUCCCAAGAAACAUUCACAAACUCUUCCUUGAUCAUAAUGGGAUUUAUGAAAUAGCACAGAGAAACUUUGCAAUCAAUUCACAAUUGGAAGUUCUCUCCCUUGAUACCAACAGAGUUGAGCGUAUUGCUGAGGGUGCUUGGGAUGAAAUGCCAAAGCUGAGAAGUGUCAACCUCAACGCCAACAAUUUACAGGUUUUGACGCCAGGGGCUUUUGUUAAUAUACCCAGUCUAGAAUGUUUAAAACUUUCAAAUAAUCCAUUAAAGCUAAUUGAGAAAGAUGCCAUGAAGGAUCUACCCAAGUUGAAUGAAAUCAGUCUCUCUUACUUUCAAACUACUACCACACAACUAAACCGUGACUUCAUACAAGCAAUUUCUAACGCUGAAAAUGUCAACAUGAUGAACAGCCCAGGUUUAGUCAAAUCAUUUCUCAAACUGGUCCAACAACCCAACAGUGAAGUAAUGGAAAAAACAUCUAUUCUUGCUUUACAGUAUAAUGAACUAGAAAGUUUACCAGAAAACCUCAAACGUACCCUACCAAAUGUGAAGAAGUUAUUUUUAGAUGGAAACCCCUUGUAUUGUGAUUCAACAUUGAAAUGGCUACAAGAAUGGAUGAAAAGAUCGGAUGAUAUUUCAUUUUAUAAUAUUGACCCUCCAGUCUGUGCAGCCCCAAAGGAAAUAGAGGGAAGGGAGUUAACCAGCCUUGAUAACAGUGAAUUUGUUAAACCAAGGGAAAUAACUCAACAAAGUGAUACACAAGAGUUAGUCGUCAGUGUUUCUAGGGGUGAUCUUGCUCAACCAAAAAACACUCAGGACAACAGCAGUCCAGAUAUCAAGCCUACAAAGUUGAAGAAGAAGAAGAAGAAGAAAAAUAAAAAGAACAAGAACAAGAAAAACAAAAAGAGGAAAAAUAAGAAAAAUAGAAAAGGAAAGAAAAAGCGAGAUCGAAGUAGAAUCAAAAGGAGACAUAAAAGAUGUGUUGUUGAUGCUAGUGGGAAAAAGAUUUGUCCACGCAGACAACGCAGAUGUACAGUUGGACCUGAUGGAAAGAGAAUUUGUAAAAGGAAGAACAAGAAAGGAAAGAAAAAUCAAGUUUCUUCCCCUAUACCUGUAUUGCAAGGAUAGAAUAUUAGGAAGAACGUGAUAUGUAUAGCUGUAAUUAUCUACAGACGUAGUAAUAACAUUGAAAAUUUAGUGAUGACAAUAGUUUUGAUGAUUUAGUUUAUGUGUUGAUAUAACAAAACUUUUUAUAUUUCUAUUGUAAAUUCCAAGCCUGAGGUCUUGACAUUAUAAAAUCCUUAAAAGAAUCUCUUGACUUUUUUAGGGCUUUCAAUUUUUUUGCUUCAGGUUAUACAUAAGAUGGAUUUAUCUUCAUCUUUACAACUUCACCUUCUUUGAUCAAAAGUUAAUUUAAAACACAAUCAAAUUACCAGUAUAUUGCAUCUGAGUAUAUUUUGUAUCAUUUUCAGUACUUUUUUAUUUAUUUCUAUACAAAACAAGGUCAAUAAUAUGAAAGGUCUAUCAAUGUAAUAUUAUGUUUGGUUCUUACAACAAAAUUAAUUUAUUUUUGAAUAUAUCAGAGUUCAGUUUUGAUAAUUUUAAGUAAAUACAUUAAAUGAGGAUAUUUUCGCAGGAUUUUAUUUUCACAAUUUCAAGGCAUCAACAUUUCAUGCAGGGGUAAAAUUUGUGUUUUAACAAAAUAAGUUAGCCCUUCAUACCAAUAGUGUUACCUUGUCAAACUAUUCAUGCAGGAGUUUUUUUUCACAAAUUUCAUGUGAUCAUGAAAUAGGCAAAAAAUAACAACAGUUAAAAUCAUUGUUAAAAAUUCUUAAACAAUAUAAAAAAGAAGAUGUGGUAUGAUUGCCAAUGAGACAGCUCUCCACAAGAGAGACCAAAUGACACUGUUUAUGCACAGUUCUAAAUAAAUCAGAUUUAUGUCAUGAAAUAGUUUGUAAUCUAGAUAUACAUUGAGAAGACUUUAAUAAGUUUGUAACUUAAGUCUUAUCCAUUACUAUGUUUAUCAUUUUAGUUUUGACAAUAAAUAAAAAUUAAAAAAAAUUGACCAA